Molecule: messenger RNA, 882 nt
Organism: Kwoniella botswanensis
Lineage: Eukaryota; Fungi; Basidiomycota; Tremellomycetes; Tremellales; Cryptococcaceae
Exons: 8
Coding region: 1-882 (293 amino acids)
Source: RefSeq, a predicted model, not a curated record
AUGCUCUUCACAACCAAUAUGCUGGCUCUUGCGCUCACCUCAGCUUCGCUGCUUCUACCUUCGUCUCUUGCUUCCUCAAAAGAUCCACCUUCUCUGUUGGAAUAUCGAUCUUGGCUCCCUGAGAAUACGUGCAUCUGCCCAUACGAUCCCCUUGUCCCAGAAGGUUGGCUCGAAUGUGUUGGUAAAUGUGCAUCACAUGAAAAGCGGGUACAUCUCUCCACUAGAGAUCUAUCUCACCUCACUCGACAAGUCUGUGUCUGUCCUGAGGAUGAACAAAACUGCCCGUGCCCACUCAUCCCUCCUCCCGACUGCUGUACGCCAACAUACAAGCGAAACGAAUUGACCAAUGUCAUGCCGGCUUUACACGCUCGAUCAUGUCCUCCUGAAGGUGAAAUCUGCCAUGUGGUAAAUGGUAAAAUCGAGUGUAUCCCUUGCAUUCAAGAAAGGAUUAUAUGCCCACAAUACAAACGAGCCGAAGCUGAUGAUAGCUCCGCAAUCAUCUGUUUGGCUACCACAGAGGGAAAAAUCAGCUGUCCCUCUUGUCCUCGGCCAUGUCCUCUUUGUCCGCUCGCAGAGUCAAAGAGAGAUACCGAAGCAAUCAGUGCAUUAUGGUGUCCUCCUUGCAACCCUCCUUACCCACCUAAUUGCCCUCAAUGCUGGUACAACGCCUUUGGAACAGUUGUUUGUCCCCUCUGUCCAUGGCCUCCUGUCACCAGCAUCAAACCCCCUAAACCAACCAUUACUUUUUGCCCGUUAAGCAGGAAAUACUGCCUUGCUCAACCCGACGGAACCUAUAAGUGUCCUGGAUGCGGACCUAUCCCGAUCGACGUUGAGGUCACCGAUGUCGCUGGAGUGGAACCUACAGUUGCACCUGCCAAGUAA